ACCUCGACAUUGGCAGAAUCAUCAACACCUUGAUGGAGCCAUAACACGAAAAAUUUAUUGAUUGGAUCACAAUAAUCAUAAUUAUAAUAUUGUGGUCGAUCUAAUGUAUUUUCUAACCCAAGAUAAAUGAAAUUUACUUCUAUCGCGCCUGCUCGGCCCCACAGACUCAAAUAAAGACGAUAUUUGGUGCUUGGGAACUAUCACCUUAGCAUGUCGCUACAUAAUGUUCAGGAUAAAGGCGAAGUAUUUGUAAAGGAAGAACCCAUGUAUGACGGCGUACUUACCGACACUUGUCUAGUAAGGGAGCCAGGAUUGUACACCGCGCAGAAUGUGUAUUCUGACCAUAAGGUGAAACUCGGACUGCCUGAACCAGACCUGAUACAAGGUCUUGAAUCAGCUAAAACCGCCCAGGACACAUAUUGCAUAACGGAGUCUGAUGAUGAUGGUGUGAGUGCAGCGCAAGUGGAGCUUUAUGCCGGCCACAUUGUGAAGGAAGAGCUGGUGCUCGGUCCUGAGUUACUGCAUCCACUUGAUACAACCACACAACUAAAAUCUCUGAAUCCAUCUCAAGUAACUACUAGCAAGCAAGAACCAAAUGUGGACUUGGAGUUAACAUGUAGUGAAUACGAAGACCCGGCACUCCAGAACAAAGCAAACAAUGAAAAUGAAUCUUACAUUUGUGGUAUUUGCAGUAAACGAUUUAUAGACAAUGAUGCAUGCGUUGAACACUUGUUAAAGCAUACCAGUGUUAAGUCUUACGCUUGUAAAAUUUGUGAUGAAAAAUUCAGCAGAAAAUAUGAGUUGUAUAGCCACGAAAAUAUGCACCUUAAUAGAAAACCUCCCGAACAACCAAACUCGUGUGACAUAUGCAAUCAGGAAUUUUGGCAGCCUUCGCUAUUAUCUAACCAUAAAAGAACUCACGUUGUUGAGAAACCCUACCAAUGUGAUAUAUGCAAAACCAAAUUUGCAACUAAAUGUGGCUUAAACAAGCAUAAAAAGAAACAUUUUAAAUCUUCCUAUAAACCUCGAGAUAAUACAGUAAAAAAGCCUUACACUUGUGAAAUAUGCAACAAUAAGCUGACUAUCAAGUAUAAUUUAGAUAAACAUAAAUUAAUACACUUGGCAGAUAAACUAUUUUACUGUUCUAUAUGUGGAAGAGGGUUCGCUAAUAAAGGCAAUUUAAUAAGACAUAAAAAAAAACAUAUGAAUAUGUGAUAUUUAGAUACCGAUUUUGCUCUGAAGACUGGUAAAUAUAAUUUAAGUAGCUCA
Messenger RNA from Cydia pomonella (codling moth), 1269 nucleotides. RefSeq names its product zinc finger protein 287-like. Bases 211 to 1215 code for a protein of 334 amino acids. NCBI's taxonomy places the organism in Eukaryota, Metazoa, Arthropoda, Insecta, Lepidoptera, Tortricidae. The record is from RefSeq and is a predicted model, not a curated record. The transcript is spliced from 3 exons. Gene Ontology annotation, biological process: regulation of transcription by RNA polymerase II. Gene Ontology annotation, molecular function: RNA polymerase II cis-regulatory region sequence-specific DNA binding; DNA-binding transcription factor activity, RNA polymerase II-specific.